CAACAUUGACAAUAAGACGUGUCAAAAGUUGACAAAAAGAAAUUUUCUUAUUUUUAUGUUGUACAUAAUAAAAAAUUAAAGUUUUUGUUAUUAAAUUAAAAAGAAAAUUAUUGCAAAAAAAUAAAUAAUGGCUGCAGCAGCACCAGUGCGUACUAAUUGGCAUCCGUCCAAGAAACACAGUGAUGUAGAAAGAUGGAUUUGCAUUUAUCCAGCCUAUAUAAACAGCAAGAAAACUAGACAGGAGGGACGUCGUCUACCCAAGGAGAAUUGUGUUGAAAAUCCUACUUAUGCUGAAAUCAGAGAUGUUUUGUCUGUCACCAAUAUGAGAGUGGGAGUGGAAAAUAAACAAUAUUGCCGAGAGAAAAGUAGGGAACUUAAAUUCCGUGGCAGAAUACGCGUACAAAUGCGUAAUGAUGAUGGCAGUUUCUGUAAUCCCGAAUUGAAUAGCCGUGAAGCUAUUAUGUUGUAUGUUGCUAAUAAAAUUCCCCAACUUAAGACACGCCAGGGAAAACCUACUGAACCAGUCAGCCAACAACAACAAGUGCAACAGCCCAGUAGUAGUUCCGGCGGUGGUGGUGGUGGUGGUGGCAAGAAGGGCAAAGGCAAGAGACGUUAAUUGUUUAUGGUAUAUUUAAAAAUAACUUCAAAGGAAAGAAGAUUAUUUGGUUUUUCGAGUUUGUUAUACAUUUUCACUUUUCUUUCAUAUAUAAUAUUUUUGAAAAUAAAAAAAUUUGCAUUUAUUAUUUUGCAAAAUA
Messenger RNA from Lucilia cuprina (Australian sheep blowfly), 755 nucleotides. It is a transcript of the gene Srp19, whose product is annotated as signal recognition particle 19 kDa protein. The coding region runs from base 128 to 616 and encodes 162 amino acids. The transcript is spliced from 3 exons. Gene Ontology annotation, molecular function: 7S RNA binding. Gene Ontology annotation, biological process: SRP-dependent cotranslational protein targeting to membrane; SRP-dependent cotranslational protein targeting to membrane, signal sequence recognition. Lineage: Eukaryota; Metazoa; Arthropoda; Insecta; Diptera; Calliphoridae. The record is from RefSeq and is a predicted model, not a curated record. Gene Ontology annotation, cellular component: signal recognition particle, endoplasmic reticulum targeting.